This is a messenger RNA of Lathyrus sativus (Indian pea), 720 nucleotides long. The record is from the annotation of a GenBank genome assembly. NCBI's taxonomy places the organism in Eukaryota, Viridiplantae, Streptophyta, Magnoliopsida, Fabales, Fabaceae.
AUGGAAGCCCUUGGUUCUGUGGACGACCUUUUGGAUUUCUCAUCUGACAUAGGCGAGGAUGAUGAUGACAACACUAAGAAAGCCUUUCCUUCACUUAAACCAAAAUGCGGUGAUCCACUGUCGCUUGAUUCAUUAGGCUUGGCCGAUCCAAAUUCGUUUUCUGAGUGUGCAGAAGAAGAGCUCGAAUGGCUAUCCAACAAAGAUGCGUUUCCGGCUGUUGAAACAUUUGUUGACUUGGCCUGUAUUCAACCAGAUAUCAUGAAGUAUAAAAGGACAGCGCCGAUGCUUGAGAACAGCACAAGCAGUAGCAACAGCAAUAACAGUAGCAACAGCAUUACCCUCCUAAGUGGCUACAAUCACAUAAAGUUCCCUGUCCGUGCGCGGAGCAAGUCUCGCAGUAAGCCUCGCCUUGGCCUUGCUUACACCUCUAACCAGCACUUCUCGUGGAGAAUACCGAGUAACAAAGUUUCAAAAGAACAAGCGGUACAAACCUUGACCAUUGGGAGGAAAUGUAAUCACUGUGGAGCCGAAAGUACUCCUCAAUGGCGGGCAGGUCCAAAGGGUCCAAAAACACUUUGUAAUGCAUGCGGGGUGAGGUAUAAGUCUGGCCGACUUGUGCCUGAAUACCGCCCUGCAAAUAGCCCAACUUUUCGUAGUGAUGUGCAUUCUAAUUCCCACAGGAAAGUAUUGGAGAUGAGGAAGCAUAAGGGAAUGGGUUGA